Penicillium alfredii is the source of this 1566-nucleotide messenger RNA. RefSeq names its product DNA helicase ZGRF1-like domain-containing protein. Bases 1 to 1566 code for a protein of 521 amino acids. Gene Ontology annotation, cellular component: site of double-strand break; nucleus. The transcript is spliced from 2 exons. NCBI's taxonomy places the organism in Eukaryota, Fungi, Ascomycota, Eurotiomycetes, Eurotiales, Aspergillaceae. The record is from RefSeq and is a predicted model, not a curated record. Gene Ontology annotation, biological process: double-strand break repair.
AUGUCCACUCCCUUGUCGUCUACCCCGCGGCCCACGGGCGGGACCCCGUCCCAGGCGACCGCGUCCGUCGUCAAGUUUCGCUGUCUCUACACGCAUGAUCUCCGCCGCAAAUCGAAACGAUGGCAGGACGGUUACCUUCGGUACCACACGUUCAAUAAACGGAUUAUGGUUUUCGAUGAGCAGGGGAACUUCAUCGGCGAUCACCAUUGGCGGUCCGGCGAUGAGGUCCAGGAUGGGGACGAGCUCGAACUGGAUAAGGGCGCGCUGAUUCAGGUGUGCGAGGCUAUGGGAACGACUCAGACCGACUUGUCGAAUCUGUUCGAGAAGCGCAAAUCCAGCCAGACAUCGCCCCAGUCCAAUGCUCCCGGGUCUCAACCGCGCACGUCCACGCCCCUCCGUUCGUCGGGUUCCUCGCAGCCAUUCCGCUCGCUCAAUGAUCUACUUGGUAUCAAGAAAACUUCUAUCGGGCAUCUGGUGUCACCGUAUGAAGAGCGACACCCACAGGCUCCCCGUCCAAAUACUCAGGAUGUGCCUGAACGAGCGCCGAAGCGACAGAAGAAAUCCUCGGAGGGCAAUGUCAGGGCAAGCUCUGACGUCGAACCCGCGGUGGUUGACCUCACUCAGACAAAACCCAAAGCACCAUCGAGAAAGCCGAAGCCGCCAAGUACUAUACCAACCAACGAAACAUUAAAAUCCCACAAGAACCCUGGACUGAACAAGCCUUCGCCUCGCGAGGAAAGAUCCAAAGAUGCGCCGGAAUUUGUACGACCCCAGAAGCCUGAAAAGUCUACAGUGUCGAAACCUUCCAUGCCUCCCGCACCUCCGGCAUCAAAACCGACGAUGAGCCGUCCCGCUCCAGAGGCGCCAGCUCGUACAGUGGUCAAGGAUGCGGUAAAGAAUAUGGCCGAGGAUGCGCGCCCUAGAAAGUCUGAAAGCGCCCGAGAGCCGAGUAUCUCCCAACCCUCUGCUUCCCGGACAUCUUCAAGCAACCCGUCUUCGGAUACACCAACGAGCACCCUCAGGAUGGCUGUUGACAAACCGCGAAAGAAACUCAUUUACCGCGCGCUUUUGCCAGACCAAACAUCGCGAACCCCGGUCUCCGCACCGUCAAUAAUACUAUCAAAUGAAAAUAAGAGCGAGUCUGCUUCAACCACUACGCAACCUCGAGCAGCCACCGACCCAGCUCCAGACCCCCCGUCCACGAACGCUGAUUUCGCGCCCUCAGUAUCGACUCAAUUCAUCCUCGAGGAAAUGAUAGACGAUUCAGGGGCUCAACCAACUUCGACCACAAAAACAGAUCGACAUCCCAAGUACGAACCGGGCCACUUGAACCCAAUGGCGCCGAACCUACCAGCACGGAGAUCUCUAGAUGCGCCUUUGCGCAAGUCGAUCUCAGACCCUACCACCCUAACUGCCAGACCCAGUCUUCAGGGCCGGCCUCCGCUCACUCGGAGCUCUUUGAGCACUGCUGCGUGUCCAGACGAACCCCAUGAUCAGGGGCCGUGGACGGCCGAGGCCAUGGACCUGUUUAAUUUCUGGCCUCCAGGGCGAGUAAAACCCGGCUAA